GACUCUUCUCCUUCUGCGAAGCUUAGGAGGGGUUUGCGCCUCUCGGUUCCUGCAAGUGUGAGGAAGACAGGUCGCCUUUGGGAGGUGGGGGUUGGAGGAUGUGUAAGCCAGCCACAAUUUUGCGAAUUUCUCUAGAAAAUAGAAAUCCUUUUAAUGAACAAGAUGUUCUGCUAAGAUCUUUUGCGUCACUGAACUGAAGCACUUUCGGAGUUUACUUUGUUGAACUAAUUAGGGAUCUGGAUGCUGUUUUGAACUAAGUGGCCCAGUAGCUUCAGGAUUUCUCCCUCCAUGUAACCCGUGACACCUUCUGUUUCAGUUCAAGAUGCCUUUUGAAACACAGGCAUUGUCUCAGGAUGAACUUCGCAAGAGGUUGUACCAGACAUUUAAGAAUCGGGGUAUUUUGGAUACACUCAAGACUCAACUUCGAAACCAGCUUAUACAUGAGUUGAUGCAUCCUGUUUUGAGUGGAGAACUGCAGCCACAGUCCAUUCCUGUUGAAGGAAGCUCAUUAUUAGUUGGGGCUUCUAAUAGCCUUGUGGCUGAUCAUCUUCGAAGGUGUGGCUAUGAAUAUUCACUCUCUGUUUUCUUUCCUGAAAGUGGUUUAGAAAAAGAAAAGGUAUUUACUAUGCAAGAUCUACUUCAACUGAUUAAAAUCAGCCCCAAAUCCAGACUCUACAAGUCAUUGACUUCAAGGAUUCAAAAAGAGAACCAAAAAGGUUUUCUCAUGCAGAUUUUGAAGGAAUUGACAGAAUAUCAUCUAUCCAGGGAAAGUUGCAAUAUGGAGACUCAAACAAGUUCAGCAUUAUUACCUACUAGAGAAUCUCUUGUUCCUAAGAUUGAAGCAAAAGAAAUUUAUAUCCAGAGGCAGGAUUUGCUGAAAGACAUUGAAAUGGUAAGAAGUAGAGAAGCUGAACUAAAGCAAAGAAUGGAAGCUUUCGAAUUAGCCCAGAAGCUACAAGAAGAAAAAUAUAAAACCCAGGAAGAAUCCUUGAGAAGAAGGGAGCUGAAUGUGGGGAACAUGGAGGAGGCAUAUGAACAAAGGCUCAAGAAUGAACUUCUAAAAUAUCAGCUUGAAUUAAAGGAAGAAUACAUAACCAGAUCUAAUAGAGUGCUUGAAGAAGAACAAAAGAACAAAGAGAAAGCUAUGCGUUUGCAAGAAGAAGCCAAUGCUAUUAAUUCAAGAAGGGAAGAACUCAGGGAAGCUAUAUCUCAUGGCAAAAAUCUUGAGCUUGAAUUGGAUUCUCUCAAAGAACAAAUUUUAUUAGUAACAAAACAAAACCAGUCACUGAGUGAAAAAAUUAAAGAUACUACUGAUUAUUUACUUUUAAAAGAAGAUCGACUGGAGCUUCAGGCACAAAAUAAAUUGCUUAAACAACAAAUGGAAGAAAUUCGAAGUGAAAACAUGCACCUCCAAAGAAAAUCUACUCAGCCAUCACCUGAGUUCAUAGCCUUACAGAAAGAAUCAAAGAUGACAGAAAAUGCAAGAAAGCUUGAACAAAAGGCAUUUGAGACUGAGAAACAAUCCCUAGAAAAACGACUCCAAGAUGAGGUUGAACGUUGUUCAUUACUGAAGAACCAGAUAUUAGAUUAUGAAGUUUCUACAAGGAGGUUAAAUAUGCAGAUCGAUGACUUGAAAUUGCAACUUAGACAAACCCAGACAGCUUUAGAAAAUGAAGUAUACCGAAAUUCAAAGCCAUCGUUGGUUGAUCACUCAGGCAUUAAUUUCACAAGUGACAAGGUUGUACCUCAUGAUAAUUAUAUAGAUAAUUUCUUGAAGAAUCGACUCUUUUCUGAUGAUAUUGUCCAGUCUGAAGAUAUUCCAAGGAACAGGUAUUACCAGCAUCCCAGAAUUGAGAGUGAUUCCACAGAUACUGACCUUGAAUUUGUAGCUAAUACUAAAGCAAGGGUAAAAGAACUAGAGAAAGAGGCAGAACACUUAGAAGAAGCCUACAGGAAUUACCAGCAACGAGUUUCUCAAGCCACAAUGAAAAGCAUUUCACCAGCAAGGAGUCAGUCUCCUUUAUUUAUACCAGAAAUUUUAAGUAGUAGCAUUCUUGAAAAAAAUAUGUUUGCAGAGAACAAAUUUGUUUCUGAGCAGCUUCCACUCAGCAGUUCAAAAGAUGAAAGGGGUGAUGGGAUUACUGAUUACCAAACUCCACAGCAAAGGAAAACUCCUUCCCCCAGACAUCUUUCCUCUACUCCACGUCCAAAAGCAAGGAGAAGCCUUAGUAGCCAGAUCUAUUUAGGAGGUAACAAUGGUUCAUUUGUUGGGUCUCCCUGUCCACCUGCUGACAAAAUUCCAUCACCAAUUCCAAAGACAAGUCAACCUCUUUCUGCUCCCAAUAUCUCAGUUACUUGCUUACCAGGCAAUCAUGAACAGAAUUCAAGUAAUUCUGAGAAGCACACGGAUCAAGAUAUAAGUGGAUUUUCAGAUUCGGAGAAAUUAGGCAUUGAAGAUGUUCAAAAUCAGUCUUCUUUAGAAUAUGGUGGGAACAUUCCAAAGCAACUUGAAAAAGAUGUGCUAUAUCAAGCGGGAGAUAAGGUUCCCACUAACAAUGUCAUAAACAAUGAGCCAACAAUAACUACUUUUCAUCAAGGCCCAAAUUUAGAAGAACAGAACACAGAAGAAAAAUGGGAAGAGGAACGGAAAGAGAGAGAAGAAAAGCGACAGAGAGAAAGAUUGGAAAUUUUUGAAAGAGAACAAAAAGAACUACAAAGACUGAAUGAAGAAAUGAUAUUACUUGAAGAAUCAUUAAAAAGUGAAGUAGAAAAAGAUGCUAAAGGGUUAGAAAUCAUCGAAAAAGAAUUGGAAAACAAAGAAAUUGUCAACCCUUUAGAAAAAUAUAUGAAAAUUAUCCAGCAGAAUAAAGAACAGGAAUCAGUUAAGAGCUCAAAAAAAGAAGUUUUGGAAGAAGCAUCUAUAGAAGAAACACUGUUAUCUAAUGAUAAAGCUGAGAGUUUGUCAGCUUCUGAAGAACCAGAUGACUUCUGGUGAGAUGUUUGCUUCCUGGGCUCAUACUUAGAGCAGUGUCAUGUAUCAAGUAUAGGCCCAGGUUUUCAUUGUUGAAAGCCGGAAUAUUUAAUAAAGAUUUUACAUA
Molecule: messenger RNA, 3098 nt
Organism: Gracilinanus agilis (Agile Gracile Mouse Opossum)
Lineage: Eukaryota; Metazoa; Chordata; Mammalia; Didelphimorphia; Didelphidae
Gene: OFD1
Product: OFD1 centriole and centriolar satellite protein
Exons: 21
Coding region: 323-2995 (890 amino acids)
Biological process (GO): epithelial cilium movement involved in determination of left/right asymmetry
Cellular component (GO): centrosome; ciliary basal body
Molecular function (GO): protein binding
Source: RefSeq, a predicted model, not a curated record